AUGAAAAGGACGCUUCUACAAUCUCCUAUUUCUUCAACAAAAAAGUUUAUGAUGGCGGAGUCGACAACUACGGCCGCCACGACUACUACUGGAUUCAUCAAUAUUGCCACAUUCCAAGUGAAGCUCCCCCAAUCAUUGAACGAAACCGUCCCCCUCCCUUAUGGCAUGUCGAUGGAAAAAACAGAAAUCAUAGAUUUGAAGAUUUGCAGUUGCAGGGUUGAAAGUAUGCUGCUUGUUGUUCAAGUCAAGAAUGUAAUCAGUUCUUCGGUUCCUGUAUUUAAGAUAAUUGUCUGGAAAGUAGUAGAUACUCCAAAUCCUAUGGGAUCAAAAUCAAAGAGAGCUGAGUACAAAGUUGUCCCAGUAUGUGGAUUGGAUUGGAUGGGCAUGAAGGUAAAGUUGGUGGAAGAAAGGAAUAUGAAGCCACUUGAUUCAAAUCUUGCAGCAUUAUCAGCAAGAUGCAGUAAAGACUUGGAGUUGAAUUUGACUAAGUCUUUCUUGAGUGAGAUGGGCCAAUGUACAACUUCUUAUCCAUAUAACAGCUGUUUGGAGCAUUAG
Molecule: messenger RNA, 555 nt
Organism: Lactuca saligna
Lineage: Eukaryota; Viridiplantae; Streptophyta; Magnoliopsida; Asterales; Asteraceae
Source: the annotation of a GenBank genome assembly